GAUUUGGAAUUUAUACCAAACUCACUACAUGUGUGGAUUACCCAUUUAAAAAUCAGGUACCAAUCUAUGUGUAUACUUGUAUGUUUUAACCAAUUAAUUUGUUCAGUGGCCUUAAAUGGAUCAAUAGUUGGCCAAACAUCUAUUGGAACGAGGAGUGACACGUGUUUAAAAUUCGCAAUGUGAAAUACAAGUCUUCCGUUUAAAUAAAAAUAUUACUGUCGUUCGAAUGCACGUGUAAGAACUUGAUGUGAAUGCAUACAAUGCAUACCAGAUAUAUAAAACCUUAUUUUACUUUACAAAUAAGCUACGAUUAGUUAUGCCAUAUCGGAAACACAUUUCUCUAGCGACUUUAUAUUCAAAUGAUUGGAAUCCCCUUGUGUUAUUUUUAAAAUCGAAACUGGAAAAGUGUACGCCUAUGAAUAAUAAUAAGCAUAAAUCAGAGUGAAAUACUGGGGUAAACUAAAUUAUCAAAAAAGAGAAAUAUAAGUCAGUAAUUGAAAGAUGGAAGUGGUCAUAUUAUUCCUAACUCUCAUAUACAUGUAUGGGACUCUAUUUUCGUCUGUCCAGCAAAAUCUAAAGCUUAACCAAUCAAUGGCGGAGUCACGUGUUGUCAAUGUAAUGGGAAGAAGUGUAUCUUUAGCCGAAACAGCUAAUCAAUAUUCAAAAAGCAGAUUUCCCGACUUUAUGCGCCAUUUAAUCGAACACAACAGAAUGGCAGUACCUCAAAAAAGUUCCCGUGUAAAGAGAAGCUUAAGUUGGCCAGUUCAAGAUUUAGGCAUACACAAAAAUGGAGUGACUAUUUAUACUACAGAAGGGUGUACCUCCGUAUGUCGGAAGACCAUUUUUUCAAAGCUGCAAGAGAUGGACAAUAAACUAGGACACUUAUUAUUAGAAGUUCAAAAAAUGAAAUCUAAACAUCCUGUCAAGAAAAGAUCAGCCGUGUCUAGAAGGAAAAAAAUUGUAAGGAGUAAGAAAUCUUUGAACAGGGGAUUAACAUGUGACGAAAGGGAAUCACACAUGCGAUGUCAGCAGCAGAAAACACUAACCAUGGGAAAAGAAGGCAUCAGAUAUUUUGAAGAACAUUUCUUAGAAAAAAUGUUGGCAAGCUUAUUGACAGACUAUAGAACAAAAGAAAUGAAGAGGAGAAAGUCAACCACAGUAAAAGAAGUUAACUCAGUGGACACAAAAAUUGAAAUGUUACUGGACAGUUUUAUGUACAGGGAUUAUUUUAAUGGUCGCUCAGAUGGGAGAAAAAAUGUAGCUUUGCAUCCACUCAUAGCAACCUCCAGAAACCUCGACGAGUUUGUGGCAAAAGAAUUAUCCAGCGGUACUCGGCAAUCAACCAAUCAUCCAUCCGAGGAAGCUUCUAGGUCGAGCUCAAACGAAUCAUUAUCAUCGUCCGAAGGGCCACACUCCAUGAAUCUAGAACUGGUUCGUCUGGGGACAUUUAAAAAUUUCCCCCUCUCAAGGUCUGUUUCCGCCUUCAAGCUUGCAAAAGAAGGCUUCUAUUACAUAGGCCAGGGAGAGGAUGAUCUAGUCAUUUGCUUUGCAUGUAAAUCGGAGAAAAGGGGAUGGAGAGAUGGAGACAUACCCAGAGAAAUUCACCAGCAAAUGUCUCCACAAUGUCCCUUACUGAAUGAGCAAAGUGUGAAUGUCCCAGUAGGAGGGAGUCUGAACAGUCUUAAUGGAAACCACCAACAACAUUCAAACACAGAACAAGUGAGUGAAACCUCGGAUAAUGAAAGAAACAAUCAGCAUUCAAACUCAGAGCAAGUUAAUGAACCUUCACAAAGGACUAUACCACAAAAUCUAUCUGAUCCACAAACUACAGAAAUUGGAAGACGAUCGGAAGAAACUGGAACAGAAUCAACUGUUGAACAAGGCUCUGGAAGUAUAUCUGGGUCACCAACACUUGACCGUGACCACUUAGUCCCAGCAUCCAAUAGAAACACAGAGAGGAGUGAAACAUUGUCCUCCCAGAAUAAUCAAAGUACUGAGAGUCAGUCAAACCCAAAUCACAAAAAGUCAAGAGCCAUUCAAGAACAGAUCAAUGCAUUUUUAAGAAAUUUAGAUCCCCUAGGAAUCAAUUUUGACCGUGCAAAAUAUCCUGCAUAUGCUGUUCUGGCAACAAGGGUCAGCUCAUUUCAAGAUUGGCCGACUAGCUUGACGCAAACACCGCAAGUUUUGGCCCUGGCAGGAUUUUUCUAUGCAGGUUAUGGGGAUUACACACGCUGUUUCUUCUGCGGGGGAGGAUUACGUAAUUGGGAGCCCGGAGAUGAUCCUUGGACAGAACAUGCCCGAUGGUUUCCAAAAUGCGCCUUUGUUAGACAAAACAGAGGAGACGAGUUUGUUGCAUUGGUACAAAUUAGGCACCAAGAGCUUGAAGCUCUAGAGGCGAUGGGAGAGGAAUCCACUGCUGCAUCAUCUGUUGAGCAGAGCAGUUCAGUUGAGCAGAAUGGAGGAUUAUCGAGUGGAUCAAGACAAACCGAUAUCACAGCAUUUCCAUCUUUUCAAAGUGUCCUGGAAAUGGGUUACCCUGAGAGUGAAAUUAGAGAAGCAUUUAAUCAGUUGAGAGGGACAAAAGAUCCAGAAGACAUCACUGGGAUGGAUCUUAUGGAGGUCAUUUUAAGAAAAGAAGAUAGAACAAAUGGACUGGACAUCCCCCCUCCAAUUCACAGCCCGAGACCAGCCAAUGAAAGUCAAUCUAGAAAUCCAAGUGUUGAUCACAAUACACCUGACAUAUCUCAGGGAGGUCAAUUGAAGGCAGCAAUUGGGCCCACCCCACAGGAAACUUCAGAAUCUGGGGCCCAUGAGAAAACACAAAAAAAUCAGGACAAAGAUGCUGCUACAUCAAACACAGAAGAAAAGUUUGAUUCUCUGAAUGAUGCGCUGGCACCUGCAAUGUCUCUUGAAGAUACUCGUUCACUAAUGGAGGAGAACAAAAAACUGAGGGACCUAAGGAUGUGUAAGAUCUGUAUGGAGAAUGACGCCUCCAUCGCCAUGUUGCCGUGCGGACAUCUUUGUUGUUGUGCAGAUUGUGCCCCCGCCAUGAGGAAGUGUCCAAUAUGUCGGCAGUUUGUGAAGGGGACUGUCCGUACUUGGCUUGCGUAAAGGUCAAGGUAAAAGGUAACAAUUUAACCCUUUUUUGUUGUUGAUUGGUGUAAAAUUUUCAACCCUAUCAAUGAAUUAAAGGGUUAAGAUCAAAGGUUAUAUCCGUUUUCCUAAUCUUAAUAGAUGGAAAACAAAAGAAAAAUGAUGUGGUGGGUGAGAGUCGCAACUCCGAUUCUUUAUUCAUGUCGCGUGUCGUCGCUUACGUUUCUUGUGAUAUUGAUAUUGGUGCUGCCUUUGAAACUGCAUAAACAUGAACAUGGAAGAAAUGAUUUGCCAUCUCAGGAUCCAGAUUUAGCUCCUGCGCGCAUCUUGAUUUUGUACGAAACAGUAUCGCCUAACUUCUGGUGGAACUAUUCCCUCUACAAUGUGUGUGCACCUCCCAGUGGUCAGUGAGAGAGAUUUUUUAUAGGAAAUACCUGGUAAUCUGAAGCUUCAAUAGAUGGAUAUUUUAUUCAUGUCAACAAUGAUUUUUUGCAAAGAAUCUGCAACACUGAUAUUUACUGUUAUAUUUUAUUGAAUUUAGAACUAUAAAAAUAGUAAAUAGUAAAAUGGUAUUGACCAGUGUAUUAGAAGAAUAUUGGAAAUAUCAAAACUGUUAAUCUUAAUCAUGAUGGACAAAAAGAAACUGAAGCCCAUUUUAUAUAUUAUAUAUACCAGACUCAGCAUAUAUUUAUUUAAACCUAAAGGUAACUGCAUGGUGCUUUACAAUUUUUCAACAUGGAGCAUUGUGAAGUUAUAUAAUCUUAUAAGUCUUUCAAAAAAGGUUGUUGUUAAUUAUUGUUAUAUAUUUUAAAUUGUUACUUGUUGUUAAUUAAUACCUUUGGUUGGUAUAUAUAUUAAUGGGCAUUUUUUUGUUGACUGUAUGAACAUUACCUUCUUGUAUUCAUAUAUUGUACAUUUAUUCAUAAGGUUGUUAAUACAUGUAUUUAGUGGAUAUACUAGCUGUAAUUUGUUAAAUGCUAGAUAUUUUUUAUUAGUUUGUUAUUUGUGUGUAAAAGUCUUAUAUGAAAUUGUUGAAGUCUUUCAUGGAAUUGUUGAUGUCUUUUAUAAAGUGCCAUUUAUUUAUUAUUUACAUCUGUUACAGAUUUGUUUAAGACAAAUUAAUGAAUUAUAGAGUUCUAUUUUUACAAAUUACUUUAUCUUGUUUUCACAAUGAUCCAUUUGGAUGGAUUUAGAUUUUUGUAUUCCAUAUAUUGUAUUAUUUCUAAUCAUGCUAAAAAUCAGAUUAUUAUAUAUUUUUGAUAUUUUUAUCUAAACUUACUUUAUGUUUUUAAGUAAGUCAGCGGUAUAUAGUUAUUAUCAAGAUGUCAGCAGGUAGGACAGUUGAAUUUUUUAAUUGUUUUGUUUUUUGUUGAUAUAUUUCACGCUAUUAAGUUUAUUUUUUUUUUAAAUAUCAAAAUAAAUUGUUCUUCUAUCCAUUUAUAAUAUAUCUUUUCCUUUUAUUUUUCUUUUGUUUUCACAUGAAGUGAAAGAUUUAUCUAAGUACAAUGCAUGUAGCUGGAGUGCUAGAAUAUUCAAUUUUUAAUUUGUAUAACUACAAUGUAUAAUUAAGUAUAAUUAUUGGUGGUACUAUCAUGACUAUGCAUUCAAUUUUGGAGUGAGAAUCCAGUUAGUUAUUAAACUUUAAUUUUUGAAGUUAUUCAUCUUUAGGGUAAUGAUAUAUCAAAAUCAGAAUUAGUUUAAAGGAAAAAAGAAUGGUGGGUCAUAAUUUAGAAUGAUGUUGAAAUUGGAACAAAGUGGAGUAUUCUAAAUUCUGACU
This is a messenger RNA of Magallana angulata, 4870 nucleotides long. Its product is annotated as baculoviral IAP repeat-containing protein 3-like. NCBI's taxonomy places the organism in Eukaryota, Metazoa, Mollusca, Bivalvia, Ostreida, Ostreidae. Gene Ontology annotation, cellular component: nucleus; spindle microtubule; cytoplasm. The record is from RefSeq and is a predicted model, not a curated record. The transcript has 7 exons. Gene Ontology annotation, biological process: regulation of cell cycle. The coding region runs from base 502 to 3111 and encodes 869 amino acids.